Messenger RNA from Diachasmimorpha longicaudata, 1191 nucleotides. RefSeq names its product serine hydrolase-like protein 2. Bases 172 to 1056 code for a protein of 294 amino acids. The transcript has 2 exons. The record is from RefSeq and is a predicted model, not a curated record. Lineage: Eukaryota; Metazoa; Arthropoda; Insecta; Hymenoptera; Braconidae.
AGAUUUUGCAUAUCCAAAUGAGUCUUUUACGUCCUGACAACAAAUUCAAAUAAAAUUGUUUUUUUAUUCCGUGUGCCAUAACCUCUUAGUGUUAAUUAUAUAGGACCCACUCGUUGUUUAUUCAGGGUUUACCACAAUUAAUUAUUACUGAGGCAAUACGCGAUAUAAAAAAUGGCCGAGCCUACGGAACUGAGCUUGAAAGUCCCUUGGGGUCACAUCUCCGCCCUCAGCUGGGGCUCACCCACUGCAAAACCAAUGCUCCUGGUGCACGGUACUCUGGACAAUGCAGGGUCCUUCACUCGUUUGAUGCGCCAUCUUCCCCAGGACUUCUACUACGUCUCCAUCGACCUCCCUGGCCACGGUUUGUCCUCCCACUUCCCCCCAGGCAUGUUCCUGGACUUUUUCAACUUCGUGAUGGCGAUCCAUUACGUCCUAGAAGAGCUCAACUGGAAGAGGUGCCUCUACAUGGGCCAUAGCUUUGGAGCCCAGCUCGGGGUCAUGUUCUCCAUCUUGUCCCCGAAUAGACUGGAGAAGAUCAUUGCCAUAGACGCGUUGUUCUCCAAACACUUCGCCCCGGAGGCGCUGUACACAAGAACGAAAACGAUCUUCGAUACGACAAUUUCUGCAGGACAGAAGAGAACACCGAGCCUCCACACCAAGGAAAAGAUUCUGGAGACACUCCAGAAUGGAAGACAGUUUCCCCUAACGAGAGAAGCUGCAGAAGCGCUUUUUGUGAGAGCCACGACGAAGGUUGGGGACAAGUACAGGUACAAUAGGGACGUGAGGAUGAGAAACAUCGUGACAUUGUAUUUCAACAUGGAGCAGUUGAUGGCGUACAUGAAACAACUGACCGUCCCUACUCUGUUGAUAAUCCCUGAACACUCGUGGUUCGAGCACUGGGGGGAAGUGGACUCCCUGGAGAUGAUCAAGAAGCAUCUCGCGGGGUGUGUGACGAUGCUGCGAGUUGCUGGGAACCAUGACGUGCACAAUAACGAGCCUCAGAUCGUAGUGCCUCAUAUCAUGGGGUUUUUCAAUGAUCAGAGGAGCAAAUUGUGAUGAUGUGGCGAUUUAGAAGCGAAAUCGGAAAAUUAUUUUUCGAUUAUUACCUCCAUACGUAUUUUUAUAAGCUCUAGGAUAGGUCAAAUUAUUGGUCUGAUCAGGAAAUUGAAUAAAUAUUUGAAAAAAAAAUUA